Dendroctonus ponderosae (mountain pine beetle) is the source of this 549-nucleotide messenger RNA. Its product is annotated as anaphase-promoting complex subunit 15. Gene Ontology annotation, cellular component: anaphase-promoting complex. NCBI's taxonomy places the organism in Eukaryota, Metazoa, Arthropoda, Insecta, Coleoptera, Curculionidae. The record is from RefSeq and is a predicted model, not a curated record. The transcript is spliced from 3 exons. Gene Ontology annotation, biological process: regulation of mitotic cell cycle spindle assembly checkpoint. Bases 130 to 429 code for a protein of 99 amino acids.
AGGUUGUUCCAAAAUCCUUGUUGUUUUUGUGAUUGUUUUAUUUUAACUGUCGCAGUGACAAUUGUAGUUGGUUAAGUUUUUGAGCGGUAAUCAUUGAAAACGAGAGUUUUUAGAACAUUCUGAUUAAAUAUGAACAUUCCGUUAUUCCCCAAACGCACCCCCAAAUUAACCGACGGGGCUUGGUUCAAUGCGGAUCCCCCUUGUGAUCCGGAGGAGGAAGUAACCCAGUUGGAGAAGGAGCACCAGGAAUGGAUCGAAUCUAUUACAAAAACUCACUGUGAUUUAACACCCAUUGGGAAAACCUCCUCAGAUUACGUUGGCGACGAUGAUGAGGAGGAGGAAGAUGAUAAUGACGACGACGACGAUGAUGAUAGUGAAAGUCAUGAUGAUGAGGAGGAAGAUGAAAUCGAAAUGGAAGCGGCCAAUUAGAAAAACUGCAUUAAUUAGAGAACCAUGUAUUUUUAAACUAAGUUUUCAGUCUAAUGGUAUCGGUGGAACCAACAAAGUUAAGUAAAAUUAGGAAAAACUAAUAGAUUUCCCUUUUUCAAA